Messenger RNA from Colletotrichum tamarilloi, 1941 nucleotides. Its product is annotated as UV damage endonuclease UvdE. The transcript has 2 exons. Gene Ontology annotation, molecular function: endonuclease activity. Gene Ontology annotation, cellular component: nucleus; mitochondrion. Gene Ontology annotation, biological process: response to UV; nucleotide-excision repair; mitochondrial DNA repair. Bases 1 to 1941 code for a protein of 646 amino acids. The record is from RefSeq and is a predicted model, not a curated record. Lineage: Eukaryota; Fungi; Ascomycota; Sordariomycetes; Glomerellales; Glomerellaceae.
AUGGCCGCACAGAAGCGAAAGAAGUCCGGUAUAACAAAUGGACAACCUACUACCACCGAGGCUGCAAACCCUGUCCCCGACACUCCGGCUCCGCGCCGAUCCGCCAGAAACAUCAGCGACGUGAAAACAGUCACCAAGCCCGGCGCCGCCAUGAGUCCCACCGAGGCCGAUCUUGCAAAAGACCAACCACCGGCUAAGCGCCGCCAGAUUAGCCGCAAGAAGGCCGAGUCUGAGAAUGGCGUGCGCCGUGCCAUAAGAGAGCUCACUGAGAUGGAGAACCGUCUACAGAAUUCCACCAGGAACCAGCGUCUUGCCAUCGAGACGAGCCAUGUCCCGCCUGGUUCAACCAAGCCUCACUCAGACAAAAACGCAUAUAAACCUCACUUGGCAGUCCAUCCGUCAGAUCCAGAGAAGCUCGCCCGGAUGGCUGAAGAGGAGCGAUCCGGUACCCCCAAUUUGGAUGCCGCCCCAAUCGAAGGUCCGGACGGGGAAGGCGCUGUCGGUGACGUCGAGGACGACAAGAUGCGCCUCGAGAACGCUCCGGAGAGAGGUGCUGGACGAGAGCCGCCUGUAAACAGCAGCUACCUGCCUCUCCCAUGGACUGGAAGGCUGGGUUACGCCUGUCUCAAUACCUAUCUCCGCGCCGCAAAUCCACCCGUCUUCAGUUCAAGAACUUGCCGCAUAGCCUCCAUAUUACAACAUCGUCACCCGCUUGCUGAUCCAUCUCAGCCUGAACACCCUACUAAGAAUCGUCCUGACGAAAACCAGCCGGCCGAUAUCAAACGCGGUCAGAAGUAUGUCGAGGAACUGGGCUUGGCCAAUGCUCGGGAUAUUGUGAAAAUGCUUCGCUGGAACGACAAGUACGGCAUCAAGUUCAUGCGACUCAGCUCAGAAAUGUUUCCGUUUGCUAGCCAUGAAGAAUACGGCUACCGCCUCACCCCGUUCGCUGCGGAGCCUCUUGCAGAAGCCGGAAAAGUCGCUGCACAACUAGGCCACAGACUGACGACGCACCCUGGCCAGUUUACUCAGCUCGGCUCACCACGCAAAGAAGUCAUCACAGCCGCAAUUCGCGAUCUUGAAUAUCACGAUGAGUUGCUCGGCCUUCUCCGUCUUCCGGAGCAGCAAAAUAGGGACGCCAUCAUGAUAUUGCAUAUGGGUGGCACUUACGGCGACAAGGCAUCUACGCUGGAUCGAUUCCGUGCCAACUAUGCUAAGCUGUCACAGUCUAUCAAGAACCGACUUGUCCUCGAGAACGACGAUGUUGCCUGGUCUGUCCAUGACCUACUACCUAUCUGCGAGGAGUUGAACAUCCCAAUGGUUCUGGACUUCCAUCACCACAACAUCAUUUUCGACGCAAGCCAAUUGCGUGAGGGUACCGAGGAUAUUACGAAGAUCUACGAUAGGAUCAGUGCUACAUGGACGCGCAAGAACAUCAAGCAAAAGAUGCACUAUAGCGAAUCAUGUCCGAGCGCUACCACACCCCGGGACCGAAGAAAACACUCUCCGCGAGUGCGCACUCUUCCACCGUGCACUCCUGACGCAGAUCUCAUGAUCGAGGCCAAAGAUAAGGAGCAGGCUGUCUUUGAACUCAUGCGAACAUUCAGGCUUCCGGGAUGGGACUUAUUCAACAACGUGGUGCCACACGAGCGACUGGAUGAAAUCCGACCGAACAAGGCGGUCGCCAAGAAGGAUGGCAAAAAGAAGCCUAAGAAAUCCAAGAAGAAGAAGGAUGAUGACGACGAAGACGAGGAACCAGAGGAACCUGAAUCCGUUCCUGUAGAAGAGAAAAUCAUAGCCCCUGAGGAUUUCGGCAUGGGUGGACCGCAACAUAGGGUGUAUUGGCCUGAGGGUAUGGAGGAAUGGUUGAGGCCCAAGAAGCGGGAGGUCAAGAAAGCAAAAUCAACGCAAAUCAAAGAGGAGAUCAAGAAGGAAGAUGAUUAA